CCACCCUCACACAGCUCUAUCACGUACUCUCAGUUUCCCCCGUCGGCCGUCGCCCCCCUUAGGGUUUUUGCUUUCUCUCUCCAAGGGUUUUAGUUUUUUUUUGAUCGGCCGCCCUCACCAGAAUGGUCGAAUUAAACGAUGCUGAUUUAGUCACUGAUGAUAAAUCUGGCCUUGCAACUGAUAUCAAGAUUGAGGAUGCUGCUGCUAAGCUCUGGGUUGUGCCGGAGAAUUUGUCCCACAACGUCGUGAAGCGUGUCGAGGUGCUAAGGGAGAUUCAGAGUGAACACGAUGUUUUGGAGGCGAAGUUUUGUGAGGAGAGAGAAUCUCUUGAAGCUAAAUACCAGAAGCUGUAUCAACCAUUGUAUACCAAGAGAUAUGAAAUUGUGAACGGUGUGGUUGAAGGAGGCAUAACUGAGUCAGGGACAACAACCGAGGAGAAAGGAGUUCCGGAUUUCUGGCUAAUUGCAAUGAAGAACAACGAAAUACUUGCUGAAGAGAUUUCCGAGCGGGAUGAAGGGGCACUCAAAUUCCUCAAAGAUAUAAAGUGGUCCAGAAUUGAUGAUCCGAAAGGCUUCAAGCUUGAAUUCUACUUCGACACCAACCCGUUCUUCAAGAACUCUGUCCUGACUAAAAUUUAUCACGUGUUUGAUGAAGAUGAAGAGGAACCUGUACUAGAGAAAGCAAUUGGGACGGAGAUAGAUUGGUAUACAGGAAAAUGUUUGACAAAAAAGAUUCUGAAAAAGAAGCCGAAGAAUGGGCCCAAAAAUGCCAAGCCAAUUACUAAAACAGAACAGUGUCAAAGCUUCUUCAACUUUUUUAGCCCACCCGAUGUUCCGGAUGAUAUUGAUGAUGAAAAUGCUGCUGACGAGCUCCAAGAGCUCCAGAAUCUGAUGGAACAAGAUUAUGAUGUUGGGGCAACCAUUCGAGACGAAAUCAUUCCUCAUGCUGUACUAUGGUUCACUGGAGAAGCUGCUGAGGACGAGUAUGGUGAUAGUGAAGAUGAAGACGAUGAAGACGAUGAAGAUGAUGAUGAUGAUGACGAGGAUGAAGAUGAAAUCAAGAUCACGAAAAAGAAGGGCGGACGGGCAUCUGCUGGAGAAGGACAGCAGGGUGACAAGCCUGCAGAAUGCAAUCAACAAUAAUUUUUUUGUUUUGGCUUUGUCAUUUUUCUAUAUUAUUAUUAUUUAUUAUAUUUAUGACUUCAUAUAGAGUGAAUUUCAUCCAAUUUUGUGUUCUUUGGUUUAUAAAUUAUUUAUUUUGAAAUUCAAUUUUAUUUAUUUAUAUUUUUAUAGUCA
Molecule: messenger RNA, 1295 nt
Organism: Erythranthe guttata (spotted monkey flower)
Lineage: Eukaryota; Viridiplantae; Streptophyta; Magnoliopsida; Lamiales; Phrymaceae
Product: nucleosome assembly protein 1;2
Biological process (GO): nucleosome assembly
Cellular component (GO): nucleus
Source: RefSeq, a predicted model, not a curated record